This is a messenger RNA of Meloidogyne enterolobii, 684 nucleotides long. The record is from the annotation of a GenBank genome assembly. NCBI's taxonomy places the organism in Eukaryota, Metazoa, Nematoda, Chromadorea, Rhabditida, Meloidogynidae.
AUGAGACAAAUAAGUACAAAUAGAAACAAUUUUUAUUCAAUAUUUAAAUAUUUUGUCAGUCAACAACGUUUUCGUCUCGGCCUCGUCCCACGCGGUAUUUUGCCUUUACCAUUUCCCAUAGACGGCCGAUUCCGUGGAAAAUAUUCUGCUGUUGCGGUUCUCGAUUUGCGAGCUCAGGAAGAACAAUUUGCCAUUUUAACUUCACGUCCAAUUGAUUGUGUGGAUGGAGGGCGUGUUUCGAUAAGCUAUUUUGCCUCUCCUGGUGCUCAAUUAAGUGUUUGUGCUAAUGAACAAUGUGUUUAUCCAAAAAGAAAACGUUUUGGAAGUCAAUCAACUUCGGAAAUGUCAGUUGCCUUAAAUUCUGCUCGACCUUUCAGAAUUAGAAUUGUUGCAGAACGUAAUCGUUCUUUCCCAAUUAAUUUAAUUAAUGGAUUUUAUGAACCUUUUGUUUUAAUUAAAAGAAUUGCAAUACAAAACAAAGGUUUUUGUCGUUUAAAAUCUUCAGAGGAAAUUACUUGUAAUUUACUUAAAUGUUUAUUUAAUGAAGAAGGAAUUUGUCGUUACAAAUCUUUGUUUCUUGCUGCUGGAGAUGUUCCUUUUGUACAUAAAAAAGGAGAAGGCAAAUUAACUAUAUUUAAUUUUUUAAAGGGAGAAUUUAAGAUGUUUUGUGGAUAUUAUUUUUAA